AUGGACCGUGCGAGCAAAAAUGAGCUUAUGACGUGGUUGGAGGACCGCCAUAUUGAAUUUCCGAGUUCUGCUACUGUUCGACAUUUGCGAGCCCUCUACGACAUCGAAAUUCAACGAGAACGGCGAACCAACACGGAAGGAGAGCUUCCUUCAAUUUCGGGAAGUCCAGAGCGGAAUUGCGGCGAGGAAGACAACGAAGAAGAACGACAACUUGAUGCUGAGAUUCGGUUACUACAGAAACGUCGACUCGUGGCCGAUUUGCGUCGAGAAAUCGCUGCAAUUGAAGCCGAAUUCAACAUUUACAAUGCUCCGCCAGCUGCUCCGAUCAAGGCCCCUGAAUUCCGAGAUAUCAAAUAUUCUGUUCCGAUUUUCUCUGGUGGUGCAGCGUACGAUGCCGAAAAGUGGAUUCAUGACUUUGAACAGGCUUGCGAAUCCAUUCACGGUGAUGGAGAUUUUCGGUUCAUGGCUGUCCGACGUAUGAUGGAACCUGGCUCUGAGGCAGAGUUGUUCUUAAGGGUGGAUAGAUCAAGAAACUACCAGGAGUUUAGAACCAGUUUUUUGGAGAACUUCAGCCACGUGCAUUCUGUGUCGGAGAUUAUUGACAUGAUGAAAAAAACAACAUUCAGUGCUGCAAAAACAUCAGUCAUGGGUUACAUUCUAAAAAUGCAAGAAAUUGCAUCUCGAGCGAACAUCGACGAGAAACAGACAGUGGAGUUGAUUGUGGACGGGUUUCGUGAUCGUUCUGCCAACAUUGCGGUUCUCUACCCAGCGACGACAAUUGCACAAUUGAAACAACUGGCCCAUCGGUACUCACAGUUGAGGGAGAUGCACACUGCAUCGUUCGCAACAUCCCGUGGUGGAAAGCCACCGGCUAGACCAGCAACGAAACCGUCCGACGUUAGAUGCUUCAACUGUUCCGGGAUGGGACACGUAUCAGCCAACUGCCCUGAGCCAAAGCGAGAAAUCGGAUCGUGCUUCCGGUGUGGUUCGGACCAACACAAAUUGAAGGACUGCCCCAAACCGGCUUACGUGAUGAAGAGACAAGUCGCCAUGGUGGACGAUUUUCGGCGAGGCCCAGCACUGACAGACAUUGGACCGGUCGAGGCAAACGGUGGAACAAUUCCAGAAAUCAAUGAGUCCGAUUAACCUGAUAAAAAGAUCGGCAGUCCCGUGUCUCUCUAUCCCCACAGAGAAAAUUAAUUCCGGUUAUAAAGGCGUAGGUGGAUUCCCCUUGUGUACAUUUGGCAUCAUUCUUGUUCGAGUGACGUUUCGAUAUCGGACAAAAACUGUUAAGUUGUACACAGUACCAGAUCAUUUUAUUUGUCAUCCUUUACUUCUUGGUAGAGAAUUUCUUACUAGUUUUGGAAUUACUUUAUAUGAUCAUCUUACUACUAACAUUGUUAAAGUUGAACUCCAUGACGCAAAUGAAAUAAGAAUUGCCGGCGAACGGCUCCACUGCGUAUAUAAUCUUUUUGAAACUAAUUCUGACUUCCGUCCCGAUUCCCAAAAUUCGAUUCCUUGUUCGAUGUGUGAUCUAACUGUUUCCCUGUACGACCCCGUAACGUGCCGUGGCUCUGUGGCCGACAUAUUCACCAUUGACGUUAGUGAUAAUCAGAACUUUCCGUACAAUAUCAAUCCCAAGCUAAGUGCAAAUACCCGUGAAGAAAUCAAAAAGAUUAUCGAAAAAGAUUAUUUGGACCUCUCAAAUAUUCCAUCUCAACAGCAUGAUUACGAAAUGAGACUGAAGUUUACAUCCGAUAUCCCUAUAAGUUUUGCUCCUCGUCGAUUGUCCUAUUCUGAUAGAAAAGAUGUUGAUAACAUAAUCGAUAAUUUGCUGGCUGAGGGUAUUAUUCAGCCCGGCGAAUUACUAUAUUCGUUUCCAAUCGUUUUGCGUCAAAAGAAGUCGGGAGAGAAGCGCUCGUGUGUUGAUUAUCGAGCUCUAAAUAAAAUCACAGUGCGCGAUAGUUAUCCAAUUCCGUUAAUAGAUGACUGUUUGGAACGUCUCGAGGGUAAGCAAUACUUCACUGUACUGGACUUGAAAAACGGAUUCCAUCAGGUGAACGUUGCUCCUGAUUCUAUUUUGUAUACUUCCUUUGUGACGCCGGGAGGGCAAUAUGAGUAUCGGAAAAUGCCUUUUGGGUUGAGAAAUGCACCUGCAGUAUU
Molecule: messenger RNA, 2163 nt
Organism: Uranotaenia lowii
Lineage: Eukaryota; Metazoa; Arthropoda; Insecta; Diptera; Culicidae
Exons: 2
Coding region: 1-1146 (381 amino acids)
Molecular function (GO): zinc ion binding; nucleic acid binding
Source: RefSeq, a predicted model, not a curated record